Molecule: messenger RNA, 4244 nt
Organism: Cyphomyrmex costatus
Lineage: Eukaryota; Metazoa; Arthropoda; Insecta; Hymenoptera; Formicidae
Product: multidrug resistance-associated protein 4-like
Exons: 14
Coding region: 32-4102 (1356 amino acids)
Biological process (GO): transmembrane transport
Cellular component (GO): membrane
Molecular function (GO): ATP binding; ATP hydrolysis activity; ABC-type transporter activity
Source: RefSeq, a predicted model, not a curated record
UUGUAGAAAAGACUUAUAUGAGACAAUCAUCAUGCAUAGAAAAGCCUAUAUAGAGAAAGUGAAGAAUCCCAGAGCGGAUGCUAACUUCUUCAGCAUAUUAACUUUUUCUUGGAUUCUACGCAUUUUCUGGGUGGGUUAUCGUCGAGAUCUUGAAGUAACUGAUUUAUACACACCGCUUAAAGAGCAUACAAGUGAUAUUCUUGGUGUUAAAAUAGCGAAAGCCUGGGAGAAGGAAUGGAAGGCGUACCAAUGUCGGCUGGAGCUAGUUGCGAAGGGCAAAUCACAGAAGGUCAAGGAGCCCAGCCUGAUGAAGGUCCUCAUCACGUGUUUAGGUUUCAAGACCCUACUGUGCGGAACUUUUUUGGCCGUUAUAGAAACCUUACUCAGAGUGGUGCAACCAUUAUUGUUGGGUCAAAUGUUGCUCUAUUUUAACACCACGGACAUCGACAAGUUCUACGCGUACAAAUGCGCCAUCGGCAUUAUUUUGUGCUCUGCUGUAAAUGUGUUCAUAGUUCAUCCUUACAUGAUGGAUAUGACGCAUUUGGGUAUGAAGAUUCGCGUAGCCUGCUGUUCGCUGAUCUACCGCAAGACGUUGAAGCUGAGCAGAACCGCGCUGGGCGAGACGACAAUCGGCCAGGCAGUCAAUCUGUUAUCUAACGACGUCAAUAGAUUCGAUAUCAGUAUCAUAUUUCUACAUUAUUUGUGGCUCGGACCUUUGGAGACCAUCAUCAUCACAUACAUUAUAUUCCAUUUGAUCGACAUCGGAGUAUCAUCUAUUUUCGGUAUUGCCUUUCUUCUGAUGUUCAUUCCUUUUCAAGUGUGGCUGGGCAAGAAAUCAUCGGAGCUGAGAUUAAAAAUUGCCAUCAAGACAGAUGAGAGGGUGCGAUUAAUGAAUGAUAUUAUUAGCGGAAUCCAAGCCAUCAAAAUGUAUACCUGGGAGAAUUUUUUUAGCGUGCUCAUACAGAAAGCAAGAAAAAAAGAAGUUAAUAUCAUUCAAUGGGCAUCGUGUGUCAGGGGUAUCGUUAAGUCCUUCAUUGUCUUCAUAACAAGAAUAUCACUGUUCAUUACAAUAUUGUCUUAUAUUCUAUUUGACUACAAGAUAACGGCCGAAAAGGUGUACGUGAUAACUGCCUAUUAUAACAAUUUAAGUUUAAUUAUGACUGCCUACUUUCCGCAAGGAAUAACACAAGUAGCAGAAACAAUUGUGUCUAUAAAACGGCUACAAAAGUUCUUAAUGUACGAUGAAUUGACUCGUUCCGAGAUCAAAGUAAAAAAGUACAAUAUGAAGAAUAAUAAGGACAUAAGAGAAAAUAACAAGAAUGCGAAGGAGGAUAACCAACAAGAGAUAAAAAAAAAUAAUAUCGGAAACUCAAAAAAAAAUUUGAUUGAGCAGAAGAAGAACGAUGUUAGAGUCGUGGGCCAGCCAAACAAUGUCGAGUAUAGUAUCCUCAUUGAAAAUGGAAAUGCUAAAUGGUUGGAUUAUGAACAAGAAGAUACUCUAUUGAAUAUCAACAUGAAAGUACGUCCUGGUGAACUGAUCGCUAUUGUCGGCCAGGUUGGUGCGGGCAAGAGCAGUCUGUUGAACGUCGUUCUAAAAGAAUUGCGAUUGCAAAAAGGAUCCAUUCAAGUUAACGGUAGGAUUGCUUAUGCCAGUCAAGAACCGUGGCUUUUUGCUGGUUCGGUGAGACAAAAUAUUCUAUUCGGAAGAAAGAUGGAUCAAAUUCAAUACAAUCGUGUGACUGCAGUGUGUCAAUUAAGAAAAGAUUUCAGUUUGCUGCCUUAUGGUGAUAAAACAAUUGUAGGAGAGAGGGGUGUCAGUCUUUCCGGUGGCCAGCGUGCAAGAAUAAAUUUGGCGAGAGCCGUUUAUGCCGAUGCCGACAUAUAUCUCAUGGAUGAUCCUUUAAGCGCCGUGGACGCUCAUGUGGGCAAGCAGAUAUUUGAAGAAUGCAUCGAUAAAUAUUUACGAGGCAAGACUCGGAUUCUCGUCACUCAUCAAUUGCAAUAUCUAUGCAAUGUCGGUAAAAUUAUCGUUCUGAAGGACGGAGCUAUCCAAGCUGAAGGCACUUACGACAAGCUGGGUUCAAUGGGAAUGGAUUUUAGUCGACUGUUAAAAUACCAAGUAAAUGCGGAUGAGAAAUCUUCUGUACUCUUCUCAUCUCCUGUUAGCCGUAAAAAUUCGCUCAUCGCCAGUAUCACGUCGCUGAGUUCCUUAAUGACGAAUAAUACUUCAAAACAGGAACCUGAAGAGGUGACUGAGAGGCAAACGGUGGGUAAUGUUUCCAGUAAAAUAUUCACUGGUUAUCUUCGUGCUGGCGGCAACUGGUGCAUUAUAUUCAUAGUAGCUAUGCUUAGCAUAGCAACACAACUAGCGGCUAGCGGCAGUGAUUUCCUUCUUGCAAAUUGGGUUAAUAAAGAAAGAUACUAUAUGAAUCAAACAGAAGACGGUUUUGAGGAAAACAUUCCCCCAAGAAGUUCCCUUACUCGGAUGGAAUACAUCUAUAUCUACAGUGGACUAAUCGUGCUUACUAUCGGCAUCACCCUUAUUCGUUCAUGGGCUUUCUUCUGGAUGUGCUUGCGGGCCUCAAUGCGCUUGCAUGAUCGUAUGUUUCGCAGCAUUAGUCGUGCCACUAUGCGAUUUUUCAAUACCAACACGUCGGGACGUAUCCUCAAUCGCUUCUCCAAGGACAUGGGCGCGGUAGACGAGAUGCUGCCCAUCGCGCUUAUCGAUUCUAUCCAGAUCGGUAUGUCGCUGGUAACCGCCAUUAUCGUGAUUGCUAUCGCAAACUUAUGGCUGCUGAUACCUACGGUGAUUGUCAGCAUUGUCUUUUAUUGCCUGAGAAUCUUUUAUCUGGCCACUAGUCAUAGUGUUAAGCGUCUCGAAAGCAUCACCCGUUCGCCGAUCUUCGCUCACCUCAGCGCGACUCUUCAAGGACUAUCGACGAUCCGUGCGUUUGGAAUGGAAGCGAUUCUCACGAAAGAGUUUGAUAAUUAUCAAGAUAUUCAUUCGUCCGCGUGGUACAUCUUUAUUGCAUCCUCCCGCGCCUUUGCCCUCUGGAUCGAUGCUUUUUGCAUGCUAUAUGUCACGGUGGUCACGUUGAGCUUCCUUGUGAUGGACAACAAUGUUAUGUACGGCGGAUACGUAGGCCUAGCAAUCACUCAAAGUCUCAAUCUUAUUGGGAGAUUAAAUUGGUGCAUGCGCCAGAGCACCGAGGUGGAGAAUCAGAUGGCCUCGGUGGAGCGUAUUCUUGAGUACAACAAAGUGGACAGCGAGCCCCCUCUCGAAAGUGUCCCCGAUAAAAAGCCCAAACUCGAUUGGCCACAGGAAGGUAAGAUCAAGUUCAAGAACGUGUUCCUACGCUAUGCGCCUUUAGAGCCGGCAGUGCUGAAAAACCUCAGCUUUGUUAUCUUUCCGCGGGAGAAGAUUGGCAUCGUCGGUAGAACCGGUGCGGGCAAGUCAUCUCUGAUCCAAGCGCUUUUUCGCUUGGCUGAUGUGGAUGGUCUGAUCGAGAUCGAUGAAGUUGACACAAGUCAAAUAGGCUUGCACGAUCUGCGUUCCAAAAUCAGCAUCAUCCCGCAGGAACCGUUCCUGUUUUCUGGCAGCCUCAGGCAGAACCUUGAUCCAUUUGAAUUGUAUGCGGACGAUCCACUGUGGCGAGCCCUAGAGGAAGUCAAAUUGAAGGAACUAGGUUUGGAAACCCACAUUAACGAAGGCGGCUCCAAUCUCAGCGUCGGUCAGCGACAGUUGGUUUGUCUAGCGCGUGCCAUUGUCAGGAACAACCCAAUACUCGUGUUGGAUGAGGCAACCGCGAAUGUAGACCCGCGAACGGACGAGCUCAUUCAGACAACAAUCAGGAGGAAGUUCGAAAAGUGUACGGUGCUGACGAUUGCUCAUCGACUCAACACUGUCAUGGAUAGCGAUCGCAUUCUUGUAAUGGAUGCUGGUAACGCGGUGGAAUUUGAUCAUCCCUACGUGCUGCUACAGAGGGAGACAAGCUAUCUAAAGAGCAUGGUACAGGAGACCGGCACGACGAUGGCGGAAGCUCUGGUCGGCGUUGCCCGCAACUGCUACCAAAAUCGCGUUUUAAUGCAUCCACUGUGUUAAUUCUUUGCCAUUGCUUGUGAUAAAUAUCAGUGAUAGAUCAUUCCACCGAUUUUUACGAGUUCUUAGAUAAACUGUUUGAGAUUUGAAAAAUAAAAGAAAAAGUGCAAUGUAGAUAAAAUUUGGCCCGAGAAUUUAGAAUAUA